CACAGCCCAUCGCGAUUCUGUUCUCUCAGGCACGCCGGUGACUGCAACUUUAAUCACCCCCAGACAGAGGAUAAAGAGGCCCGCCAGGGAAGCUACGGAGGAAACUGACACAAGCAACUGAUACAACUGAUACGAACUUAACCGAUACAACUGAUACGAACUUAACUGAUACAACUGAUACGAACUUAACUGAUACAUCUGAUAUAACUGAUACGAACUUAACCAAUGCAACUGAUACGAACUUAACUGAUACAACUGAUACGAACUUAACCGAUACAUGUUAUACAACUGAUACGAACUUAACCAAUGCAACUGAUACAACCGAUACUAACUUAACUGAUACAACUGGCUGAUACAACCGAUACGAACUGGUACAACUAACUGAUGCGGGGACUUGAUUCCCUGAGAGUGCGGCUGGCAACGGAGGGCAGUUAAGGUCUCCCGGCCACAGGCCAGGCGGUGCAAAGAUUGAAGCUCUUCACACAGGAAAGGUUAUCUGGCGUUCACAGACAGGGCCUGCAACUCAUCGUCGUCAUGGACACCGAUAUGUGCCAGCCGACUCGUGGUCUCCAGUGGUUUUAAAGAGGAAGCCCCCAGCGCCAACAACCCGCAAGCGACACUUCUCCAGUGUGCAGAUUGAAGGGAGGUUCCCCAAUUCCUUUUCUCUCUUGGCACAUGUGCCCUGCCAAUAAAUAAGAAGGGUCUGGUCAAGUAUUAUCUGGUUACGGAGAUGGCGCACGCACAAGCUGGCUGUCCACAGCCUGCCUGUGAGGCCAGCUCCAGGGUAGGUCCCGAACAGAUUCAGCUGCUUCUGGAUGCCUGCAGAGAAGCCAAGGCCUUUGCGUACUGCCCCUACAGCAAGUUCCCUGUUGGGGCUGCCCUCCUGACUUGCGACGGAAAGAUCUUCUCUGGUUGCAAUGUGGAAAACGCGUGCUUCCCACUGGGCGUAUGUGCGGAGCGGACGGCCAUCCAGAAGGCGGUGUCACAAGGGCAUACCGAAUUCCGAGCCAUGGCCAUUAGCUGCAACAACGGGACUUCAUAUGCCAUGCCUUGUGGGGCUUGCAGACAGGUGCUCCGAGAGUUUGGCCAGCACUGGGACAUCUAUUUGACCAAGCCGGAUGGGACGUACAUUGUGAAGACUUUAGAGGAGCUCCUCCCCCUCUCCUUUGGACCGGAACAUCUGAAGACGCUCUGAAGAGGUUGAGGAAACAUGGCAACCCUCCAGAGCCUUCCAGGACCUUGUGCCUUCCACAUCAGAGACUUCUUUCAAAUGCAUUUAUUGCAAAAAAAAAUUCAUUCCUUUCAAAGGUUACCUUUAGAACCGUUUGACCCGCUUGUAGAGGUGAUUCAGUACCCCUCAAAAUGGGGGUGGCUUAACUCCCACAUUUGCAUCCUGAGCGUGGUGCAAUCCAGGUGUGCAAAAGAACACAAAGGGGGAGUCUUUUCCAGGGCUGGAUGUAAUCACCAUGCAAAACACAUCCUGAUCAGGACUCCAGUCAAGCGGAAACUCCUAUGAUGUUGCUUUCAAAGGGCCUCUCUUUAUGAAUAACUGAGCAAAAAAGCCCUGUGGGAUUGUUCCUGAGCUGUCCAGUGUGAUCCACUUUGAUGUGUAAGAACAAAGCAGCAGCAUACUAAGCAGUAGAAGGUGUGUGAAUCCAUUGCCUAAUGCGGUAAUCUUCACUAUUUUUCAAGCAGGGGCCAUUUGGGCAAAAAUCGUCCAUGUCCGAGCCAUCUAGGGGUGUGCAAGCUGGCUUGAAAUCGAACUGGCUCGCCUCAAAGUCUAGACCUCGAGCCAGGCCCGGUUCAGUUUGAGACUGUGCCGAACCGGAUGACAACUCGAGGGUGGCAGGGGGGCAUUAAAAUUGAGUUUUAAAAGUAAUGACUUACUCAGGGGGUGCUGUGGCAGCCUCAGGGGGGUCUCCGGCAGCUCCCCCUCCCCCUGUCAGCCUCCUUUGAGUUUCCCUAGGCUGGUUCGGCCUGUUUUGGAGCCAUUUCAUGGUGGCCAUAUGCGGCAGCCAUUUUGGGAUCUUGGGUCAUGCAAAUGGCCAGUGCGUAUGCGCGACUCUUGGUGGUGGUAAGUCAUUACUUUUUAAACUCAGUUUUAAUGCCCCCCUCCCGCCUCCCUUGAGCUAGGCCCGAACCGGCUCGAAUUCGAACCAAACCAGGCGAUUCGGCUAGAAUUUGAACCGAACCACCCCCCUCAAGGAGGUGACAGAACUGAACAUGCCCUGUCUGGUUCGAAUCCGCUCCAGAUUUGAACCAAAGCAGGCAAAUUGGUUUUGUGAACAUCCUUAGAACCAUCUCCACACCAUUCUGCAUUUUUCUUAGGACUGGGAGGGCCCACUAAGUGAGACAGAGCCCUUUCUUCACAAGGCUGCUCAACUUUGUCCCUCCUGCAGAUGUUGGCCUACAUUUCCCACAGUCCUUGGCUAUGCUCCCUGCUCCAUCCCUGUUGGCUUUUAGAAAACAACGAAAGACACUAAAAUGCAAGCUUUAGCCAAGCCUUUUAGUUAGUUGGGGUGUGUUUAUGGGUAUUUUAAUUUGAUCUUAUAUAUGUCUUAACUGUUAUCAAUUCCUGGUUUGUUUUAUGCCGUAAACCGCUUAGAGACUUUGGUAGUGGGUGGUGUACACAUUUGUUAAAUAAAUAAAUGAAAUAUUGGCUGCUGCGA
Messenger RNA from Hemicordylus capensis (graceful crag lizard), 2669 nucleotides. It is a transcript of the gene CDA, whose product is annotated as cytidine deaminase. Gene Ontology annotation, cellular component: cytosol. Lineage: Eukaryota; Metazoa; Chordata; Lepidosauria; Squamata; Cordylidae. Gene Ontology annotation, molecular function: zinc ion binding; cytidine deaminase activity. The coding region runs from base 731 to 1195 and encodes 154 amino acids. The transcript is spliced from 4 exons. The record is from RefSeq and is a predicted model, not a curated record.